Gregarina niphandrodes is the source of this 598-nucleotide messenger RNA. RefSeq lists its product as hypothetical. The record is from RefSeq and is a predicted model, not a curated record. NCBI's taxonomy places the organism in Eukaryota, Apicomplexa, Conoidasida, Eugregarinorida, Gregarinidae. The transcript has a single exon. The annotation marks the transcript as partial.
AUGAGUGUUGCCGAUGACAACGUGUUGUAUCGGAUCAACAAGAAGAAGAUCUAUCGAGUCAAAGAAUGGCAAGCGUUCAGAGAUCAGCUAGCAAAAGAGUUAUACCCGUAUAGCAACGAGAUUGACGUUGUGGCGCAAGACUUGAGUGAAGUUGAAGAACGCGAAGAUGCCGAAGAUUUAGUAAUAUGGUUCGAGAAGACCGUACAACGGUACCAUAUGUUAAGAAGACGUUGGAAGCAUCCCAAUGCUUUCCAUUCCCAUCAGCUGAAACAAGCUCUAUUGAAUAAACUAUGCCCUGCGUUACAGGCUGAGGCUAUGAGAUCUGAUUGGCGUGAAUGGGAUUUGGAUAGAUUUAUUCAAUUCAUCCUAAAGUGCAACGACGAUCUGGCAAGAAGAAAACGAAGGAAUGCUAAAAGGGUGAAUAUGAUCGCAAAUGUAGUACCCAUGCGACCAGAAACAAAUGUGGUACCAAGGUCGAAUUAUCCACCAAGACGUGAGAUCCAACCACGAUUUUAUGAGGUGGGCGACGAAGUUCUCGAGACGCCGCGAGGCGCCACACAAGUACCGAAGGGUAUAGACAACAGACAAUGCAGAUGGU